CCUCUUUCUCUUCCUUUGUCCUCCCCUUCUCCUGCGCUCACGUUCGUGCGACAUUGCGAUACGGACAAACACGUUCGCGUCGAACGCGUGAUUCGUGUACCGGCGUCCGUAAACACGCUCACGCUCUUCGCCGUCGCAUGACGUAUUAUUAUUAUUGCACGUCGUUGCGCGUAUCGAGUUCGUGGACGCAGACGACGGAGAAAAAUUAUCUACAAUAACAACAGUGGCACGCGGACCGAACAGCUGUUUCCUGAUAACAGUCACGUCGCCGGCGGCCGUUUGUUUACUGUUAGGGCUUUUCUCUCCCCCGGGUCAGGAUCCCGGCAUAAGUGGUUUUUUUUUUUUUUUCCCCCAUUAAUUUUUCCACCCCGGUGAUGCGGUAUAUUAUUUGAUCUGCGCGCGCACCACCGACGACCGUGUAAUGUCCGGCUGCGGCGGUAACCCGUGCUCAAGUACGACCGGCGAAACGCCGUUGGAACAACGACAACCUCAACCGACCGAUUCUAGAAAAUCAGCUGACAAAAAUUUUGAUAAUCUCUUACAUGAAUACUUGUGCUUGGAGUUGGGAAAAAGUAAAAAUGAUAUAUUCAACUUUGUGCAUCUAGGCCAAUCAAUGACAAUUGAUAACAUCAAUAACACCACAAAAUUACUUAACACAGUCUUACAUGCUAAAGUAAUAAAUACACAAUUGGAAGCAAAUUUUUCAUUAGCAUGCUUGGGCUUUAAUGAUAGUCAAUUAUUCUCAUCUUCAAAGAUCAAAAACGUAUCGGAGGAAAAAAACAAUGAUGCACUGUUGUCUGUUAGUCAGUUUAUUUUACAAUCAUCAGAACUAGAAGAAUCUAAUUUCAAAGAACAAUUUUUUGUCACAAGAAGUUCAUUUCAAAUCAUAUGUUUUCAUUUGAUGCAAGAAUUUGGAAAGAAUAUGACAUACAAAAGAUCUGAAAUAGAUGUUGAAAAACAAUUGCUAGUUACUUUGUCUUACUUAGGAACUGUUAAGAGUUACAAGGAUAUAGGUUCAAAGUUUAAUAUUGCCAUUAGUACAGCUCACAAGUGUGUAAAUGAUGUCACAAAUGCAUUAUUUAAACGUAUGAGUGAACUUAUUUAUUGGCCGAUAGAUCAACAAGCUAAUAUUGAAAUACAAGCCUUUAAUGAAAUAUCUGGGAAUCGAUUUCCUGGUAUACUUGGUGUUAUUGGUACAGUAGACUUAAAAAAAACCUGUACAGCCAACCCAUCCAAACAAACUAAAAGUGGAUCUUCUAUAGCAAUUCAGUGUGUGUGCAACAGCAAGUAUCAGUUUUAUAAUGUCUUCACCAGUUAUUUGCUCAAAUCUUCUGUUACCACAACAACAUUUUUAGAAAGUCCACUUGCUGAAGUGAUCCUCAAUAAUCCAAAUACACUGUUUCCAAAUAAUGAUACUCAUAUUGUUGGGCCUUGCUGUUAUCCUCUGCUACCCAAUCUAAUGACCCCUUUUUCUGAUGAUGUAUAUAAUACAGAAUCCCAAAAUGUAUAUAAUGAUGCCAUAAAGGUACCAUUGAACAUCAUAAAAUUAACAUUUGGCAAACUCAUUGGACGAUUCAAAAGACUGAUGUGCUUGGACUUAUGGGGACAAGAAAAGUUUGCCAUACUCAUAUUUGCGGCUUGUUGCUUACACAAUAUAUGUUUGGGCAAUAAUGAUGAUGUCAAUUAUCCACCAUACGAGUGCUGUACAUUUAAAUGUGAUUAUUAUGAUGAGUUUAGUGUACGAAAACGUCGCGAAAUAUGCAACAAAUUAAGUUUUGAAACCACUAAAUGAUUAUUUAAAGAACAUGAGUCAUGUUAAGCCUCAACUAUAAAAAGAGUAAAUGUAAUUAAAAAUAACAAUAAAUAUUUAUGUACA
This is a messenger RNA of Sipha flava (yellow sugarcane aphid), 1876 nucleotides long. RefSeq names its product protein ALP1-like. The transcript has 7 exons. Lineage: Eukaryota; Metazoa; Arthropoda; Insecta; Hemiptera; Aphididae. The record is from RefSeq and is a predicted model, not a curated record. Bases 422 to 1792 code for a protein of 456 amino acids.